Messenger RNA from Coccinella septempunctata (seven-spotted ladybird), 1817 nucleotides. RefSeq lists its product as uncharacterized. The transcript has 4 exons. Lineage: Eukaryota; Metazoa; Arthropoda; Insecta; Coleoptera; Coccinellidae. Gene Ontology annotation, molecular function: RNA binding. The record is from RefSeq and is a predicted model, not a curated record. The coding region runs from base 159 to 1583 and encodes 474 amino acids.
AACCUGUUCGACAAGAAAAGAAGAAAACCGAAACUCUAUGGGCAAUGUUGAAGACCAAGGCUGAAAUUUGCAGGUUAAGUCUUAACUAGCGUUUCAAGCCGUGAGCACAUUUAUCUUACGAACACGUGUUUCUUCUAUUUGAAUAUUAUCAAACAAAAAUGAAUACAAGUGUGGAUAAAUCAUCCAAAAAGAGGAAAUCUCUUGGCGGUCAGAAUAAAACGCCGGCCAAAGCUGCGAAACUCGACGAAAGCGUUAAAUUGUCCAAAGAAAAAGAUGUCGUUGAAGCAAACAACGUUAACAGUGCUAAAUCUCCUAAGAAGCAAAUAAAACCAGAAAACAAGAUUACGGUUACCAAAUCUGAGAAUGGAGUCAGUCCUAAAUUGAAAAAAUUCAAAGGUACUAAAUCUCUAGAAGAGAAAAGUGACGUGAAAACAGAAAAUGCGCAAAAGAAGAAAGAGAAUAAGAAAAAAAAGAGCACAAAUAUGGGUAAAAAAGUGUUUUUACUUGAAAAAAUGCAGCAACGCGCUAAAACAGAGGGUAAAGAAGUAGUCAUCAAGUUACUUAAUGAGAAAAUUGAUUCCAUUAUAUCUAGAUCUGAAAUGACAAAGAGUGCUAAGAGGACCCUGAAAAAUUACAAAUUUAUUCUCAAGGAUAUAUCUGGAGAAGAGCGCACUGUAACUCUUCCAAAACCUGCCCAAAAACAAAAUAAGAAUAAAAAACAGACUGAAGAAAAGAAAGUUGCAAAUACUACAGCUACUGCUGCUAAAGCAGUAAAGGCUAAAGAUAAUAAGAAGCAGAAGCCUGUACAGAAGGUAGAAGAAAAGAAAGCAGCCGAACCCAAAAAAGAGAAAAAACCUGUUAAAAAGGUUGAAGAAGAAGAUGAUGAAGAAUCUGAUGAUGAUGAUGUAGAGACCUCCUUCAAGGAUGUUAAAAAUGCCGAAUUCGAAGAUGACAGUGAAAUGGAUGCAGAAGAAGAAGAGAGUGACGAUGAUGAAGAAGCAAGUGACGAAGAAAUGAGUGGAGAGGAGGAUGAAGAAGAGAGUGGUGAGGAGGAAGAAGACGAAGCAAGUGAUGAGGAAGAUGAUGAUGAUGAGGAGGAUGACGAAGAAGAAAAGCCAGUCAAGAAAGUUGAGUCUAAAAAGGUAAAUGAUAAAAAACAGAAACAAAAUGAGAAUGAGCAAAAACAGUCGCAGAAAAAAUCUAGAUACGUUCUAUUCAUUGGAAAUAUCGCUUAUGAUACGACGAAAGAUGAAUUAAAAGAACACUUCAAGAGAGUAGGUGAUGUAGUAGAUGUAAGGAUUCCAUGUGAUAAGGAAUCCAACAGGCCUAGAGGUUUUGCAUAUGUCGAACUGAGCAAUGAAGCUGCAUAUCAGAAAGCCUUAGAUUUGAAUGGCUCUCAACUCAAAAAUAGGAGAAUCAAAGUGGAGUAUACUCAAGGAGGAAACAAGAACGGAGAAGAUAAGAAGAAGCAAAUAAAGGCCAAGAACUUCAAGCUUCAUGCGAUGCGCAAACAGGGGCAGAAGGGUAGCCCGAACAAGGGACAAAAUAAAGGUUCCCCCUUCAAAGGAAAAAAUAAGAAAUAAAUAUUUAGUUUCUAGAUAUAGCUGUUAAAAAUCUUAUACUUUUGGUGUUUACCUACAUUGUUAAGUAGUUUUUCGGUAAAGUUUAUAUCGAUGGAAUUUUUCUUGAAAUAAGUUUUAAUUGUAUUUGGUUAGCUGAACCAGUGAUAUAUUUUGUAUUGUUCUAGUUUGACCACUUCAGUGAUGUAAGUAGAUGCCAAUAUUUUUUAUUCAGUGACAUAAAGUUUAUUAAUUGAA